GCAGCAAUAAUAUUACAAUCCAAACACGCACACACACCCCACCUACCUACCUAGCAAGCUGGAGUAGGAAGCCGGCCAGCAAGGAAGGAAUACCUCGUGGCAAUUUCGUCCCCUCCUCUCUUGGAUUCUUCCAUGGAGGAGCAAGGUGAGCGACACAUCCAGCUUCAGCUACUGCUCCUCCCUGCGCCUGCAGGUCAUCAUCAAGUCCUGCGUGACGUACCGGCGGCGGUGCCAGCCAGCGCCGUGGAGCCCCCCCAGCUGGACCUCGAUCUGACCAUGAGCAUCGGGCCGAGGCGGCAUCCAGCGGCCCAAACACCGGCGCCUUCGCCGCCGCCGCCGCGCGCGCGGUCGCCACCCACGAACGAGAACAGGAGGGCGUCGGCAAUGAUGAUGAGCACGGUGCUGGCGCCGGUACCGGCCAGCGCGAGGCAGCAUCAGAAGCACCAGCAGUAUGCGGGCGCUGAUGUGCGCGCCGUGAAGCAGCAGGCCGCGGACCAGGCCCGCAUGGCGUCUGCCGAGCGCGCCUACGCGGAGCGCGUCCGGGAGCUGGCGCGGCGGGAGCUGGAGCUCGCGGAGCGGGAGUUCGCGCGCGCCAGGGCCAUCUGGGAGCGCGCCCGCGAGGAGGUGGAGCGCGUGGAGCGCAUGAAGCAGAUCGCGGCGAGGCGCCUCGUCGGCUCGGCCGCUUCGUCCGCCGCGGUGCUGGAGAUCACCUGCCACGCCUGCAUGCAGCGCUUCCACCCCUAGCUAGCUAGCUAGCCCCUGCUGCUCUACUCCGGGCCAGAUCCUAGCUAGUACUAGACUACUAGCUCCUACACUUCUUGAUGACGAAGUGUAAGGGCCGGGUGCCCGGGUGCCCUCUCUCUCCGCGACGCCGGCAGUUCGACCGUGGAUAUGGCCACCAUUGCUGAAACUCUCUUUCUUCGUCAUAGCUUUUGUGCACCUCUUGUGAAUUAAUGCCGUACGUACGUGUUCAGCUUGAGUUCCAGCGUCUUCAUCGUCUGGUUCCUGUGUUUGAUCGAUGCACGCCUCAUAUCAUCAAUGCAACGACGAGCAAGUUCUUCCUUCUCUUA
Messenger RNA from Zea mays, 1070 nucleotides. Its product is annotated as protein indeterminate-domain 16. Gene Ontology annotation, cellular component: nucleus. NCBI's taxonomy places the organism in Eukaryota, Viridiplantae, Streptophyta, Magnoliopsida, Poales, Poaceae. Bases 133 to 744 code for a protein of 203 amino acids. Gene Ontology annotation, biological process: gravitropism. The transcript has a single exon. The record is from RefSeq and is a predicted model, not a curated record.